Messenger RNA from Arabidopsis lyrata subsp. lyrata, 1656 nucleotides. RefSeq names its product receptor-like protein 12. The record is from RefSeq and is a predicted model, not a curated record. The transcript has a single exon. Bases 1 to 1656 code for a protein of 551 amino acids. Gene Ontology annotation, molecular function: protein binding. Lineage: Eukaryota; Viridiplantae; Streptophyta; Magnoliopsida; Brassicales; Brassicaceae.
AUGAACAAGUUGUGGGGCGGAAUUCCAACGUCGAUUCAGAAUCUGAAAAAUCUUGAAACCAUUCAGCUUGAGAAUAACAAUGGCUUGUCAGGUGAGAUUCCCACAGCUUGGCUGUUUGGUCUUGAGAAGCUGAAGGUACUGCGGCUCGGAGGAAACAAGCUCCAAUGGAACAACAAUGGUUAUGUCUUUCCACAGUUUAAGUUAACUGAUCUGUCACUUAGAUCUUGUGGCUUAAAAGGGAAUAUUCCGGAUUGGCUCAAGAAUCAAACAACUCUUGUUUACUUGGAUUUGAGCAUUAACAGACUCGAAGGAAGUUUCCCGAAAUGGCUAGCUGAUUUGACAAUCCAAUUCAUAAUUUUAUCAGACAACAGACUCUCAGGCUCACUGCCUCCAAAUUUGUUUCAGUCUCCGAGCUUAUCCUAUCUUGUACUAUCAAGGAACAACUUUUCUGGUCAGAUCCCUGAAAAGAUUGUCAUAUCACUGGUCAUGGUACUCAUGCUGUCUGAAAACAACUUCUCAGGAUCAGUACCAAAGUCUAUUACAAAGAUCUUUUUGCUGGAGUUGUUGGACUUGUCAAAAAAUAGAUUAUCAGGUGAAUUCCCGAGGUUCCAUCCUGAGUCAAACCUUGUGUGGCUCGAUAUAUCUUCCAACGAGUUCUCCGGGGAUGUUCCAGCUUACUUUGGGGGAUCCAUCAGUAUGCUAUUAAUGAGUCAGAACAACUUCAGCGGCGAAUUUCCUCAGAACUUCAGAAAUCUCUCACGUCUGAUCCGUCUUGAUCUCCAUGACAACAAAAUCUCUGGAGAAUUUGCGAGUUUAACCUCCCGAUUAUCUUCUUCUCUAGAGGUUCUUAGCCUGAGAAACAAUUCCCUCAAAGGUUCAAUCCCAGAAGGCAUAUCAAAUCUCACAAGCCUCCAGGUCUUGGAUCUCUCUCAGAACAAUCUUGAUGGGUAUCUCCCUUCGUCUCUUGGGAAUCUUACAUCCAUGAUAAAAUCUCCUGAGAGCUCAUCUUCGGCUAAGCGACCCUUUUACAGCUUCAAUACCGACUUAGAAACAUUAAUCAAGAUCAAAUCACAAGAUAUAUUUAGUCUUGUAGUGAACUGGAAGAAUUCAAAACAAGUUCUUUUCGACAGAAACUUCUACCUCUACACUCUCUUAGAUCUCUCCAAGAACAAGCUACACGGAGAAAUCCCAACUUCUUUAGGCAAUCUCAAAAGACUAAAGGUUUUAAACGUUUCCAACAACGAGUUCUCUGGAUUGAUCCCACAAAGUUUUGGAGAUCUUGAGAAGGUAGAGAGCUUAGACCUUUCACACAACAACCUCACAGGCGAAAUCCCGAAAACGUUAUCCAAGCUAAGCGAGCUGAAUACUUUGGAUUUGAGUAACAACAAGCUUACAGGUAGAAUCCCUGUAAGUCCUCAACUAGACAGAUUGAACAAUCCAAACAUUUACGCGAACAACAGCGGAAUCUGUGGAAUGCAAAUCCAAGUACCAUGCUCUCCUACACAGACCAAGCAGCCAGCUGAGGAAAAAGAAGAAGAAGAAGAAGAAGACAAAGAAGAGGAAACAAUGUUUUCAUGGAAAGCUGCAGUCAUAGGUUGUUCUUGUGGAUUUCUUAUAGCAGUUGUAUUCAUGUCAUACAAUGGGAUAUGGAAGUAA